Hemicordylus capensis (graceful crag lizard) is the source of this 9677-nucleotide messenger RNA. Its product is annotated as zinc finger protein 850-like. Gene Ontology annotation, biological process: regulation of DNA-templated transcription. The record is from RefSeq and is a predicted model, not a curated record. Lineage: Eukaryota; Metazoa; Chordata; Lepidosauria; Squamata; Cordylidae. The transcript is spliced from 15 exons. The coding region runs from base 948 to 6377 and encodes 1809 amino acids.
UAAAUUCAGAGUCCUUUUUCUUUCUUGUAAAUACAGGUAUAAUGUUUUUUAAGGAGAUUGUUUUAAAUUCAGAGUCAUCUUCUAUUUUGAUAAACACUGUUUUUGGAGAAAAGCCACAAAAACCCACACAGCAAGGCAUCAACUUGCUCACCAGGGCAGUAGACACUAUUGCUCCCAAGCGUCCCCUCCGACUCGCUUCAAAUUUGGCCCCUUGGUAUACAGAAGAUCUACGGGGGCUGAAACGGCAAGGUCGGCAACUGGAGCGCAAGUGGAGGAAAACUCAACUCGAAUCGGACAGAUUGAGACAUAGAGUACAUCUAAAGAUCUAUGCUCAGAAAGGAGCAGAGCAAGAAACAAUUCUGAAAACUCGCAGGUCCUUGCAUCUUCGAGGCGCCUCUCCAGGAAAUCUGGAAGCUCUGCUCUCCCUUUAACGUUUGCAGCAGGGCUGGCAAACCUGUCCCUCCAGCGGCUGGUGAACUACAAAUCCCAUCAUCCCGAGCGGCCCCUCUAGGAAGCUGGAAGCUCUGCUCUCCCUGCCCAGCAAGCCACGCGGGAAUGGAAAUCGCCCCUCCUCCGAACGAGCAGGAAUUAACAGAAGAGGGAGGCGUGUGCUUCCGGACCGGAGAUACUUGCAGAAGGAGGGACCCGGCCAGUAGGGGAGAGAGGCAUAUCCUGGGGUUCCUCAGACCUUUCCACCCCAAGAGCCCACCCCCGUGUCUUGCACUUCCUUCCCUGGGAGCCAGACCCCCUCCACGUGCACUUUGCACCCCUCGGAAGCUUGGAGGGAGCUGCUGAUGCUGCAGGAUACUCUCCCUGCCUGCCAGUUCUCAAUUAAAAGCAAAAUUUUGCAGAUAAAUUAAGUGCUUAUUUAGAGAGAGAGAGAGAAAUAACUUGAUAAGAAAGACUCUUUGGCCAUAUGAGACUAACUGCUGUUCUAAGAAGAUCUUAUGGCUGCAUUGGAAGUUUCAUUUGAGAUCAAAGACAAACAUGGAAUUGCAAAUCCCAGUAAUGAAUCAGGGGCAGGAGCAGAAAAAGACCCCCAGAGCAUUCAGGCUGGGAGUGGCAGGGAAUUCUGGGAAAGAAUGGUGCAAAAGAUCCUGAAUGUAGACCCCACCAGCACCGAUGUUGAAUGCCAGAGACUCAGGCAGUUCCCCUACCAGGAGGCUGAAGGACCCCGAGACAUUUGCAGCAGACUCCACACCCGUUGCCAUCAGUGGCUGAAGCCCGAAAAGCACACCAAAGCUCAGAUGCUGGACCUGGUGAUCCUGGAGCAGUUCCUGACUGUCCUACCCUUGGAGAUGGAGAGCUGGGUCAGAGAAUGUGGAGCAGAGACCAGUUCCCAGGCGGUGGCCCUAGCAGAAGGUUUUCUCCUGAGCCAGGCAGAGGAGAAGAGGCAGGAGGAGCAGCAGGCACUGGGUAUGUUAGCCAAGAUGGCCACUGAUCCUCUGCAGGCAGAGAAGGCUCCAUCAGACACCAGGCACAGUCUGCUCUUCAGGGGAAUCGUACGGGAGGAGGAGGGGGAUGGAGGAACCACCUCACUGGGCUGUGAAAUGUCCCUCAACAUUCUCUCUAGGCCUUCUCCUCUUGUUGGUGGAGAGGAAGGUGUUGCUGUGCAGUCACCGGAUCAGGGACCCAUGUCCUUUGAAGAGGUGGCUGUGUGUUUCUCCGAGGAGGAGUGGGCUCUGCUGGAUCCUGGCCAAAGGGCUCUGCACAGGGAAGUCAUGGAGGAGACUUCUGGGCAUCUGGCCUGGCUGGGUAAUCGUUGGAAGAACAGAAAAAAGGGGAAAGUGCAGAGAAGAAGAACUAGAGAAAAAGAGAAGAAGAAUUGGGCGGCUUCUGAAGGGACAGACUUCCAUGCAAUUCCAGCUGAAGAUAAGACUAGUAAGCGUACUCUAAGUGGAAGCAUCUCAACUAAUAAAUCACACCUCGGUCCACAUCACAGCAUCCCUACAAGAAUGACAGCAUAUCAAUGCACAGUGUGUGGGAACGACUUCAGGAAUUGGUUGGACUUGUAUGAACAUCAAAAAACCCAUACAGGAGAAAAACUAUGCUUGGGGUGUGGAAAGAGAUUCAGUCGUGACACUGCCCUUGCUGUCCAUCAGUGCGUCUGCCAAGGAGAUACAUGCUCUAAAUACAGAAAGAGCUCCAAUGGCAGAGAUAAGAUUCCUUCCCAUCAAAGUUGCGAUAGAGGACAGAAACCAUAUGCAUGCUCAGAGUGUGGGAAGCGCUUCAGGCAUAAAUACGAACUUUCUAUCCAUCAAAGAAUCCACACAGGGGAGAAACCAUAUACGUGCUCAGAGUGUGGAAAGCGCUUCAGUGAAAAAGGAAGUCUUUCCGCCCAUCAAAGAAUCCACACAGGGGAGAAACCAUAUGCGUGCUCAGAGUGUGGGAAGAGCUUCAGUUGGAAAUCAAAUCUUUCUGUCCAUCAAAGAAUCCACACAGGGGAGAAACCACAUAUGUGCUCAGAGUGUGGAAAGCGCUUCAGUGAAAAAAAAAGUCUUUCUGCCCACCAAAGAAUCCACACAGGGGAGAAACCACAUACGUGCUCAGAGUGUGGAAAGCGCUUCAGUGAAAAAAAAAGUCUUUCUGCCCAUCAACGAAUCCACACAGGGGAGAAACCAUAUGCAUGCUCAGAGUGUGGGAAGAGCUUCAGUUGGAAAUCAGAUCUUUCUGUCCAUCAAAGAAUCCACACAGGGGAGAAACCACAUAUGUGCUCAGAGUGUGGAAAGCGCUUCAGUGAAAAAAAAAGUCUUUCUGCCCAUCAAAGAAUCCACACAGGGGAGAAACCAUGUGCGUGCUCAGAGUGUGGAAAGAGCUUCAGUCAUAAAUACGAACUUUCUGCCCAUCAACGAAUCCACACAGGGGAGAAACCAUAUACGUGCUCAGAGUGUGGAAAGCGCUUCAGUGGAAAAAAAAGUCUUUCUGCCCAUCAAAGAAUCCACACAGGGGAGAACCCAUAUGCGUGCUUAGAGUGUGGGAAGAGCUUCAGUUCGAAAUCAAAUCUUUCUGUCCAUCAAAGAAUCCACACAGGGGAAAAACCAUAUACAUGCUCAGAGUGCGGAAAGAGCUUCCGUGACAAGGGCAGUCUUUCUGCUCAUCACAGAAUCCACACAGGGGAGAAACCAUAUGCGUGCUCAGAGUGUGGAAAGCGCUUCAGUGACAAGGGCAGUCUUUCUGCCCAUCAAAGAAUCCACACAGGGGUGAAACCAUAUGCGUGCUCAGAGUGUGGGAAGAGCUUCAGUUGGAAAUCAAAUCUUUCUGUCCAUCAAAGAAUCCACACAGGGGAGAAACCAUAUGCGUGCUCAGAGUGUGGAAAGAGCUUCGUUCAGAAGUCCAGCCUUUCUGAACAUCAAAGAAUCCACACAGGGGAGAAACCAUAUGCGUGCUCAGAGUGUGGAAAGAGCUUCCGUGACAAGGGCAGUCUUUCUGCCCAUCACAGAAUCCACACAGGGGAGAAACCAUUUGCGUGCUCAGAGUGUGGGAAGAGCUUCAACCGGAAGCACAUACUUUGUGCCCAUCAAAGAAUCCACACAGGGGAGAAACCAUAUGCCUGCUCUGAGUGUGGAAAGAGUUUCCGUGACAAGGGCAGUCUUUCUGCCCAUCAAAGAAUCCACACGGGGAGAAACCAUAUGCGUGCUCAGAGUGUGGGAAGAGCUUCAGAAGGAUGUCAAAUCUUUCUGUCCAUCAAAGACUCCCCAAAUAAAAACAAGUCCCCUGUGUCAGAGAAGAGUAUAUGUUUGUGGUAUGCUGUCGAUGGAAAGGCCUACCAAUGCCUCAAAUGCUGGCAGAUGGCAACGGAUGAAAGUGCCAAAAUUAGUGCCCGACAGGGCAGUCUUUCUGCCCAUCAAAGACUCCACACACAGGAGAAACCAUAUACGUGCUCAGAGUGUGGGAAGAGUUUGAGUUGUAAGGGUAAUCUUUCUGUCCAUCAAAAAAUCCACACAGGCAAGUCCUCUGCCGCCAAACACUCUGUCCGACAGUUCGUGCACAUCCCUACUUUGGGGCUGCUGGGUAGAAGAAAUGGGAAUUGCCCAGAUCUUAUGGCUGCAUUGGAAGUUUCAUUUGAGAUCAAAGACAAACAUGGAAUUGCAAAGCCCAGUAAUGAAUCAGGGGCAGGAGCAGAAAAAGACCCCCAGAGCAUUCAGGCUGGGAGUGGCAGGGAAUUCUGGGAAAGAAUGGUGCAAAAGAUCCUGAAAGGAGACCCCACCAGCACCGAUGUUGAAUGCCAGAGACUCAGGCAGUUCCCCUACCAGGAGGCUGAAGGACCCCGAGACCUUUGCAGCAGACUCCACACCCGUUGCCAUCAGUGGCUGAAGCCAGAAAAGCACACCAAAGCUCAGAUGCUGGACCUGGUGAUCCUGGAGCAGUUCCUGACUGUCCUGCCCCCGGAGAUGGAGAGCUGGGUCAGAGAAUGCAGAGCGGAGACCAGUUCCCAGGCGGUGGCCCUGGCAGAAGGUUUCCUCCUGAGCCAGGCAGAGGAGAAGAGGCAGGAGGAGCAGCAGGCACUGGGUAUGUUAGCCAAGAUGGCCACUGAUCCUCUGCAGGCAGAGAAGGCUCCAUCAGACACCAGGCACAGUCUGCUCUUCAGGGGAAUCGUACGGGAGGAGGAGGGGGAUGGAGGAACCACCUCACUGGGCUGUGAAAUGUCCCUCAACAUUCUCUCUAGGCCUUCUCCUCUUGUUGGUGGAGAGGAAGGUGUUGCUGUGCAGUCACCGGAUCAGGGACCCGUGUCCUUUGAAGAGGUGGCUGUGUGUUUCUCCGAGGAGGAGUGGGCUCUGCUGGAUCCUGGCCAAAGGGCUCUGCACAGGGAAAUCAUGGAGGAGACUUCUGGGCAUCUGGCCUGGCUGGGUAAUCGGAGGACGAACAGAAAAAAGGGGCAAAUGCUGAGAAGAAGAACUAGAGAAAAAGAGAAGAAGAAUUGGGCGGCUUCUGAAGGGACAGACUUCCAUGCAAUUCCAGCUGAAGAUAAGACUAGUAAGCGUACUCUAAGUGGAAGCAUCUCAACUAAUAAAUCACACCUCGGUCCACAUCACAGCAUCCCUACAAGAGUGAAAGCAUAUCAAUGCACAGUGUGUGGGAACGACUUCAGGAAUUGGUUGAACUUGUAUGAGCAUCAAAAAACCCAUACAGGAGAGAAACUAUGCUUGGAGUGUGGAAAGAAAUUCAGUCGUGACACUGCUCUUGCUGUCCAUCAGUGCGUCUGCCAAGGAGAUACAUCCUCCAAAUACAGAAAGAGCUUGAAUGGCAGAGCUGAGCUUCCUUCCCAUCAAGGUGGCCACACAGGAGAGAAACCCUAUACAUGCUCAGAGUGUGGAAAGAGCUUCAGUCAGAAGUCACACCUUUCUGUCCAUCAAAGAAUCCACACAGGGGAGAAACCAUAUACAUGCUCAGAGUGUGGAAAGCGCUUCAGUGAAAAAGGAAGUCUUUCUGCCCAUCAAAGAAUCCACGCAGGGGAGAAACCAUAUGCGUGCUCAGAGUGUGGGAAGAGCUUCAGUUGGAAAUCAAAUCUUUCUGUCCAUCAAAGAAUCCACACAGGAGAGAAAGCGUAUACGUGCUCAGAGUGUGGGAAGAGCUUCAGUAGAAAAGGAAGUAUUUCUGCCCAUCAAAGAAUUCACACAGGGGAGAAACCAUAUGCGUGCUCAGAGUGUGGGAAGAGCUUCAGUUGGAAAUCAAAUCUUUCUGUCCAUCAAAGAAUCCACACAGGGGAGAAACCCUAUGCAUGCUUAGAGUGUGGAAAGAGCUUCAGUGAAAAAGGAAGUCUUUCUGCCCACGAAGGAAUCCACACAGGGGAGAAACCAUAUGCGUGCUCAGAGUGUGGAAAGAGCUUCGUUCAGAAGUCCAAUCUUUCUGAACAUCAAAGAAUCCACACAGGGGAGAAACCAUAUGCGUGCUCAGAGUGUGGAAAGAGCUUCCGUGACAAGGGCAGUCUUUCUGCCCAUCACAGAAUCCACACAGGGGAGAAACCAUAUGCGUGCUUAGAGUGUGGGAAGAGCUUCAACCGGAAGUACAUACUUUGUGCCCAUCAAAGAAUCCACACAGGGGAGAAACCAUAUACCUGCUCUGAGUGUGGAAAGAGUUUCCGUGACAAGGGCAGUCUUUCUGCCCAUCAAAGAAUCCACACAGGGGAGAAACCAUUUGUGUGCUCAGAGUGUGGAAAGAGCUUCAGUCGGAAGUACAAGCUUUCUAUCCAUCAAAGAAUCCACACAGGGGAGAAACCAUAUGCAUGCUCAGAGUGUGGAAAGAGCUUCAGUCAGAAGUACAAGCUUUCUAUCCAUCAAAGAAUCCACACAGGGGAGAAACCAUAUUUGUGCUCAGAGUGUGGGAAGAGCUUCAGAAGGAAAUCAAAUCUUUCUGUCCAUCAAAGACUGCACAAAUAAAAACAAAUCCCCUGUGUCAGACAAGAGUAUAUGUUUGCGGUAUGCUGACUGAAUCUAUGCAAAAUACUACACACAUAACCCAAUAUUGGGAAAUAGGUUACCCCUGGAAAUACCAUGCUCCAUGUAAUAUGGACAAAAACUUUUAAUAUAGGAACCAAAACCAAAUAAAAUGGUUACAACACUAAGUGAUAAUAAUAAAUUAUGUAUAAACAUCAAACAAAGAUUCUAAUAGUAACCAAUGAAAAAUGACCAAUACCCAAACAAACACAUAUCAGAAAAAAUGUGUUAAUGAAUAACGACAAUAUGAUGCCAAAGGCUGAUGUCCAUGAUAGUCCAUACUAACUAAUAAUAACAGACACAGAAAUGUUGGGAAGAUAAAUGCAUGCUGAAUGAAUGACUUCUUCAAACAUAUCACUCUGUGCUGUGUCCAAAUAACUCCUCCACCGACAUGGGUGUGUUGAGAUAUCAAAUGCCAGUCGAUGGAAAGGCCUACCAAUGCCUCAAAUGCUGGCAGAUGGCAACGGAUGAAAGUGCCAAAAUUAGUGCCCGACAGGGCAGUCUUUCUGCCCAUCAAAGACUCCACACACAGGAGAAACCAUAUACGUGCUCAGAGUGUGGGAAGAGUUUGAGUUGUAAGGGUAAUCUUUCUGUCCAUCAAAAAAUCCACACAGGGGAGAAACCUUAUAUGUGCUCCGAGUGUGGAAAGAGCUUCAGUUGGAAGUCAUAUCUUUCUCUCCAUCAAAGAUUUCACAAAGGGGAGAAACCAUCUACAUGCUCAAAGUGUGGAAUGAGCUUCAGGCAGAAGGGGAAUCUUUCUGUCCAUCAAAAAGUCCACGCAGGAGAGUGUAGUGAGGAACCUGCUGGCACUGAUAGAGUUAACAGAAAAGUACCCAUGACCUUUGACAGACUGGCAACCCUGGGGCCUGACCAAUCAACCAGGCAGGCAGGACUAGAGGGUAAGGAUGUGCAUGAACCAGUUGGGCUGUCUUUUUCUGGGCUGCCAAACCGGUUUGGAGGUCCAUUGUUUGGACUGGUUUGGCAGCAGGUGUUAUCUUUUAAGGAGUAGUGCAGGUGCCGUUACGACCCCUCCCCGGCAGUGCUACCAAAACCACUGGCGUAGGGCUGCAAGAAGGUAUGCAGUAGCCCCAUUCCACUGGCUUCGGUGGCAGUGCUUCAGUGAUGGAAGUAUGUUUUCUUUCCAUUAAAGUCGCCACACAGGGGAGAAACCAUAUUCGUGUUCAGAGUGUGGAAACAACUUCAGACGAAAAGCCAGUCUUUUUGCCCAUCAAAGAAUCCACACGGGGGAACCAUAUACGUGCUCAGAGUGUGGAAAGAGCUUCAGUGAGAACAGCAGUCUCUCUGCCCAUCAAAGACUACACUCAGGGGAGAAACCAUAUACGUGCUCAGUGUGGAAGGAGCUUUAGACGGAAGGACUAUCUUUCUGUGCAUCAAAUAAUCCACACAGGGGAGAAGCCAUAUACGUGCUCAAGGUGUGGAAAGAGCUUCAGUGAGAAGGGCAAUCUUUCUGCCCAUCAAAAAAUCCACACAGGGGAGAAACCAUAUAUGUGCUCACAGUGUGGGAAGACCUUCAGUCAGAAGCACUAUCUUUCUGCCCAUCAAAGAAUCCAUACGGGGUGUGUGUGUGUGUGGAACCAUAUACGUGCUCAGAGUGUGGAAAGAGGUUAAGCUUCUCCACAAGCCUUACUAUCCAUAACAGAAUCCACACAGGGGAGAAACCUUAUACAUGCUCAGAGUGUGGAAAGAGCUUUAGUCAGAAGGGCCAUCUGUCUGCCCAUCAAAGACUACACACAGGGGAGAAACGAUAUGUUUGCUCAGAGUGUGGAAAGGGCUUCAGUUGCAAGAGCAGUCUUUUUGCCCAUCAAAAAAUCCACACAGGGGGAAAACCAUAUACCUGCUUAGAGUGUGGAAAGAGCUUCAGUGAGAAGGGCAGGCUUUCUUUCCAUCAAAGAAUCCAUGCAGGGGAGAAACUAUAUACAUCCUCAGAGUGUGGAAAGAGCUUCAGUCAGAAGGAUAAUCUUUCUGCCCAUCAAAGAAUCCACACAGAAGAGAAACAAUAUACUUGCGCAGAGUGUGGGAAGAGCUUCAUUCAAAAAGCCAAUUUUUCCACCCAUGAAAAAAUCCACACAAGGGAGAAACCUUAUACUUGCUCAGAGUUUGGAAAGAGUUUUCUGUCCAUCAAAGAAUCCAUGCAGGGGAGAAACCAUUUAUGUGCUCUAAGUGAAGAAAGAGCUUCAGUUGGAAACCAAGCCUUUUUUCCCAUCAAAGAAACCACACAGAGGAGAAACCAUAUAGGUGCUUAGAGUGUGGAAAGAGCUUCAGUCAGACGGAUAAGCUUUCUGUCCAUCAAAUAAUCCAGACAAGGGAGAAACUAUAAACGUGCUCAGAAUGUGGACAGAACUUUGGCCAGAAGAGCUACCUUUCUUCCCAUCAAAGAAUCUACACAGGAGAGUGUAGUGAGCCACUUGCCAGCACUGAUGGAGUUAACAGGAAAGGAACCCAUGCCCUUGACUGACAGACUGGCAACCCUAACUCUUGACCAAACAGUCAACCAGGUGGGCAGGACUAGAUGGUAGGAAUGUGCACAAACUGGUUUGGCAGUACUUUAUCAGACCGCUGAACCGGUUCAGAGGUACCUUGUCAUGACCAGUUCGGUGGGGGUGGGAUGUUACCUUUUAAGGAAUAGUGAGAGUUCCCCUGCCGUUAACCCUCCUCUUACGAUGUUUUCCAUGGUUGCAGCAGCAGCACCAGUGGGGAAGUGGUGGUGUUGGGAGGGUAAUGGCACCCUCCCUACUCCUUAAAGGUAACCACCAAACUGUCCACCCGAUGGUUCGUGCACAUCCCUACUAGAGGGCUGCUGGGUAGAAAAAAAGGGAGUUGCUCAGAUGAGAAAGGAAUGAUGGAGGCUCACCACAUUUUAUCUCAGUGAGUCUGCAGAAGGUUGUGAGACAGAUUUUCAGGGGCUUGGAUCCUGCCAGGGAUUUGGGGGGAUUCAAGGGGCGGAAAGCCAGGGUGUGCCUUUCAGAAGUUAGUGCAGGAGGAAGUAUUGUUAGUAAGACUUACGUCAGAAGUUAUUUUACUUUGUGUCUGUUGCUGUGCAUUUCCUAAAUAUCUGUUCCUUGUAAAUGAAUAACUAAGAUUAACUACAUGCCACCUACGAAAAGAUCUGCUCUUUUUAAAUAUUCUUGUAACCAAGCUAAGCAUUUCUAAGUGCAACCAAAAAGCUGAAACCUAAGCAUCCCUAGUUUGUAGCAAUACAAGUUUUCUAUCUGUUUUUACAAA